Messenger RNA from Arachis duranensis, 1206 nucleotides. Its product is annotated as protein HEAT INTOLERANT 4-like. Gene Ontology annotation, biological process: regulation of cellular response to heat. Bases 1 to 1140 code for a protein of 379 amino acids. The transcript has 16 exons. The record is from RefSeq and is a predicted model, not a curated record. NCBI's taxonomy places the organism in Eukaryota, Viridiplantae, Streptophyta, Magnoliopsida, Fabales, Fabaceae.
AUGGAAGGGCUGCCUUGGCUCACUUUUGUCAGGAAGAAGGGCGGAUCGGAUUUCCAGCAACACAUUGUAAGAGUGUUCAUAGCUUGGUUCAGCUUAGAUUUGUCUCUUUCAAAAUGCAACCUUGUACGGUACGUUACACUGAGGAAAGGAACUAAGAGGCGGAGAGAACCGCGGCAUGAACCUCAACAUUCCAAGAAACAUUCCACAAAACCACCUUCAGAAUCUGAAGAUAACCCUGAGCUGCACGACGAGUACUUCGAUGACAAAUGCAACUUGCAAGAUUUCUGGAGAGAAGUAUUCCUUGUUGGAACAGAGUGGGAUCAAUUGGAUUCUGUAUAUCAGUACAAGUGGAAUUUCUCUAAUCUUGAAAAUGCAUUUGAAGAGGGUGGUGUUUUGCAUGGGAAAAAGGUUUACCUCUUUGGUUGUACUGAGCCUCAACAAGUCUGCUUUAAAGAUGUAGAAAAAGUUAUCUUGGUACCUAUUAUUGUCGCUGUAGUGUCACCUUUUCCUCCAUCUGAUAAAAUUGGGAUUACCUCUGUUCAGAGAGAGACUGAAGAGAUUAUUCCCAUGAAACAAAUGAAAAUGGAUUGGAUUCCAUACAUCCCCUCAGAGGAUCGGUACACCAACAUUGACAGAUUGAAGUCUCAAAUAUUUAUCUUGAGUUGCACCCAAAGGAGGGCUGCUUUGAAACAUUUAAAGUUGGAUCAAGUGAAAAAAUAUGAGUAUUGCUUGCCAUAUUUCUACCAUCCAUUCAAGGAAGAUGAACUUGAACAAAGUACUGAGGUUCAAAUACUAUUUCCAACAGAGCCAAAGCCGGUCUUUUGUUCAUUUGAUUGGAAGUUCAAUGAUCUUGAGGAGUUCAGUGAUGAGCUCAUAAAAGAUGAAGAAUUAUCAGCAGAUCAAAAAGAAGAGUUCAAGGAUUUUGUGAAGGAAAAAGUACGCGAAGCAAAGAAAGCUAAUAAAGAGGCAAGGGAAGCUAGAAGAAAAGCCAUUGAAGAAAUGAGUGAGGAAACUAAAGUUGCAUUUGAGAAUAUGAGAUUUUACAAAUUCUAUCCUGUUCAAAGUCCUGAUUCUCCUCCUGUAUCAAAGAAGUGUCAUGUGAUUAACAGGUAUUAUGGAAAGGCUCAUGAGUAUCUAUGAUGAAGCUAAGGCUUAAAUUUUUUCUUAAUAUAAAGUUGUGACUUAGAAAUUGCAGAAAAACCAAAC